This is a messenger RNA of Emys orbicularis (European pond turtle), 957 nucleotides long. Its product is annotated as olfactory receptor 14A16-like. The record is from RefSeq and is a predicted model, not a curated record. Lineage: Eukaryota; Metazoa; Chordata; Testudines; Emydidae. Gene Ontology annotation, cellular component: membrane. Gene Ontology annotation, biological process: G protein-coupled receptor signaling pathway. Bases 1 to 957 code for a protein of 318 amino acids. Gene Ontology annotation, molecular function: G protein-coupled receptor activity; odorant binding; olfactory receptor activity. The transcript has a single exon.
AUGUCCAACCAAACCACUGUGACCGAAUUUCUUCUCCUGGGAUUCUCUGACGUUCGGGAACUGCAGAUUUUACACUUUAUUGUGUUUCUAGUGCUUUACCUGAUAUCCCUGCUGGGGAACCUUCUCAUCAUCAUAGCCAUAGCCUUCGACCGCCACCUUCACAACCCCAUGUACUUCUUCCUGAUGAAUCUGUCCAUCCUAGACUUCGGCUCCAUCUCUGUCACCAUCCCCAAAUCCAUGGCCAAUUCCCUCACAAACACCAGAUCGAUUCCUUAUUCUGGAUGUGUUGCCCAAGUCUUUUUUUACAUAUUCUUUGCUUCAGCAAAUUUUGCCUUACUGACCAUAAUGGCGUAUGACCGAUACGUUGCCAUCUGCCAACCGCUGCACUAUGAGAUGGUGAUGAACAGAAGAGCUUUUGUCCAAAUGGCAUCCAGUGCCUGGAUCAGUGGUAUUCUCUACUCUGCACUGCACACCGGGAACACGUUUGCGAUAUCCUUCUGUGGAGGCAACAUGGUGGAUCAGUUCUUCUGUGAAAUCCCCCAGCUCCUCCACCUUGCCUGCUCUAACACAUACCUUGGUGAAGUUGUUGUUAUUUCUUUUAGUGUGCUUUUAUUUUUAAUCUGCUUUGUUUCUAUAAUUGUGUCGUAUGUUCAGAUUUACAAAGCAGUGCUGAGAAUCCCUUCUGAGCAAGGCCGGCAUAAAGCCUUCUCCACCUGCCUCCCUCACCUCAUUGUGGUCUCCUUAUUCCUUUUCACUGGCACCUUUGCCUUUUUGAAACCCACCUCCAACUCAUCCUCAGAUCUGAAUCUCUUGGUGGCUGUUCUCUAUUCCAUAAUGCCCCCAAUGUUGAAUCCGAUGAUCUACAGCAUGAGAAACAAGGAAAUUAAAGUUGCACUGAAUAAACUGAUAGGUUGGAGGUUAUUCAGCAAGAAUAAAAUGUCUAUAUUUCGCCACUGA